This is a messenger RNA of Lichtheimia ornata, 1704 nucleotides long. RefSeq lists its product as uncharacterized. Lineage: Eukaryota; Fungi; Mucoromycota; Mucoromycetes; Mucorales; Lichtheimiaceae. Bases 1 to 1704 code for a protein of 567 amino acids. The transcript is spliced from 2 exons. The record is from RefSeq and is a predicted model, not a curated record.
AUGGUAGCCACACAUCACCGCCGUCAGCCAAGCGGCGGUGGAUCUUCUAUCACUAGACGCGGAUCUGAGCGUGGGGGUGCUGGCGUAAAUGGUGGGCGUCGUCGACCUUCAUUACGUAGACCAUCAGAUAGACCACCUAGAGUAUCAACAGCACCACGUCGAGCAUCAGGUGGAAGUUUACUCAAGCCUGGUAACACAUCUUCACAUAACGACAUUCGACGACCAUCAGCACCAGCACCAGCUGUGCCACGAUUAUCGAUUGCGGACCAAUUCAUGUCACCUAAUUAUCCACGCUCACCAUCACCUUUGAAAAAUCAAGAAGCAAGCAGAGCAUCUAGCAUUGCAGCAUCAACAAGCGAAAUGUCCAAUAGCACAUCAACACCAUCAUCCCACCAACAAUCAUUAUCGCCAUCAGUGGAACCUGAUCCUAAUCGAUUGACCAUUGCCGAUAUGUUUACAAAGGAUCGAAAACCUAGCUUUUCAAGCAUACGCACCGUGGAUGAUGAUCAACCUACUGCCACUGAAAAUUCAUCACCAGCAUCCACACAAAAUCAAGUGCAUCCAUUGGAGUCAUCAACCCGAAAUCCAAAUAACAACAAUGAUGAUGGCAAUGGCGAUACCUUCGAGAGUCAAUUAAACCUUGACCUUACACUUCCAAGUACAUUGGCAGCACCCCCUGAUAGUGCAUGGAAUGGCCGUCGAUAUAGUCGACCCUUUGGUAGUCAAGAUACGCUUGUACAAUCACCAUCUCCAGGAUCCCAAGAGAAGCAUAAAAAAGAUAGUGCUGAUUAUUCGGUAGCCGAUUACUAUACCGAUAACUCAUGCUCAUCCUCUACGGUGGAUCAACAUCACGACUCUGAAAAGAAAGCAACACAACAGCAUCGAUGGCGUGAUAUGGGUCGUGAAGAAUCAGGCACGAUAAGUCACUAUGAAGACGACCUUCCACCACCACGAGGUGUAUGGAUUGGAUGUUGUUUCUUGAGUUGUGGUGGUGGCGAACGUAGUUUAAUGCAUGAAGAACGUAAACGACGACGACAACAAGAACGACAACAACAACAAAACAAAAAGCAGCAUGGCAAAGCUGGCCUAUCAUGUGGACGUCGAGGUUGGGUUUUUGGCAUUUUCAUUGUCUUUAUCCUUAUGAUCGCCACCGGGUAUAUACUAUGGCCACGUACACCGUUGAUGCGUAUUGAAGGUGCCUCAUUGGUUUCUGGACCCAAAUUGACCGAGACUCAUCAAAAUGUGAUGGUUGGCAAUGUUGCUUUUGAAAGCCAAUGGGUUGUUAAUGUCACUGUUGAUAAUCGAUCCAAUCGUGUGCCUACGCAUUUGACGCAUAUUGAUGUACUUGCCAAAGAUGCAUUGACGGGUCAAGUAAUUGGUAAAGGGCCAAGCGAUGUAUCCAAUGACAUGGUAUUGCCAGCCUCAGACAUCUCCACCAUUCAAUUACCCGUGGUAUUGGAUUAUCAAGCACGUGACGAUACCGAUACUACGUUUGCCAACUUGAAAAAAGCUUGUAUUCAACAACCACCCAAGACAUACCAUGAUGCCAAAACCAACCGUACUAUUACCGAGCAACCAGAACGUGAGUCGUUGCAACUCCAUUUUUGGAUCACACUCCACAUCUUUGGACUCGAUUGGGUUGGAUACAAGCCCACAGUGAUUGCUACCCCAGCUACGGGUGGAUUUGCUUGCCCAUUAUCUUGA